This is a messenger RNA of Auanema sp. JU1783, 498 nucleotides long. The record is from the annotation of a GenBank genome assembly. NCBI's taxonomy places the organism in Eukaryota, Metazoa, Nematoda, Chromadorea, Rhabditida, Rhabditidae.
AUGACCCAACAAGCUACUUUGCUUCUUAAAAAACAAUUAGCUGAACUUAGAAGACUCCCAGUCGAAGGAUUCUCUGCUGGUCUCGUGGAUGAUGACAACAUUUUCAAAUGGGAAGUUUUAGUUAUUGGCCCACCUGACACUCUUUAUGAAGGAGGAUUUUUCAAAGCCACUUUAGAUUUCCCCGGCGAUUAUCCUCUCAAACCGCCCAAAAUGAAGUUCGUAUCAGAUAUCUUCCAUCCAAACAUUGACAAAGAUGGUAAUGUUUGUAUCUCGAUUCUUCAUGAUCCAGGAGAUGAUAAGUGGGGUUAUGAAAGACCUGAGGAACGUUGGCUUCCAGUGCACACCGUUGAAACUAUCUUGCUUUCCGUGAUUUCUAUGCUUGCUGAUCCCAAUUUUGAAUCUCCUGCUAAUGUUGAUGCUGCUAAAAUGCAACGGGAAAACUUCCCAGAUUUCAAGAAACGGGUUGCGGCUUGUGUGCGUAAAAGCCAGGAAGAAUAG